Ziziphus jujuba (common jujube) is the source of this 2271-nucleotide messenger RNA. RefSeq names its product anthranilate synthase alpha subunit 2, chloroplastic. The transcript has 11 exons. The record is from RefSeq and is a predicted model, not a curated record. Gene Ontology annotation, molecular function: anthranilate synthase activity. Lineage: Eukaryota; Viridiplantae; Streptophyta; Magnoliopsida; Rosales; Rhamnaceae. Gene Ontology annotation, biological process: L-tryptophan biosynthetic process. Bases 128 to 1912 code for a protein of 594 amino acids.
AAUAUCGCAAAAGAGCGGCAGACACGCAGACAGAUAGACAGAGAGAGAGAGAGAGAGAGAGAGAGAGAGAGACAUAGAGAGUCUUCUGAACAGAGAGAGCGCGCUACUUUGGCUGCUUGCGCAGUUUAUGGCUCUCUCCGAGCACUUACUUUACAGUUCCGCCAUGGAAACCCUAGCACCUCAGCUUCCCUCCACUUUCCGUUUGCCUUCAACUAUUCACGUUACCUUUAACAGAAGAGGCUCAAGGUCAAUGGCUCUCGUCGGCCCCACCUCGCUUGCACGGAGAGUUAGAUGCUCUGCCGUGUCCUCACCUCAGAUUGUCGACCAGUCUGAGCAGUUUGUAACGGCGUCAAAGAAGGGGAAUUUAAUUCCUCUGUAUCAAACAUUAUUUUCUGAUCACUUAACUCCUGUACUUGCAUACCGAUGUCUGGUCAAGGAGGAUGAUAGAGAUGCUCCAAGCUUUCUGUUUGAGUCUGUUGAGCCAGGCACAGAGGCUUCAAGUAUUGGACGGUAUAGUAUUGUUGGAGCUCAGCCAAGUAUAGAAAUAGUUGCGAAAGAGAAUAUGGUUACAAUUAUGGACCAUGAGGAAGGGUGUAGGACGGAGGAGAUUGUGGAGGAUCCCAUGAGCAUUCCUCGGAGAAUAAUGGAGGGAUGGGCACCCCAACUUAUUGAUGAACUUCCAGAUGCAUUUUGUGGUGGUUGGGUUGGUUACUUCUCCUACGAUACAGUGCGCUAUGCAGAGAAGAAAAAGUUACCAUUCUCUUCUGCUCCGCUUGAUGACAGAAACCUUCCUGAUGUGCAUCUAGGCCUUUAUGAUGAUGUGAUUGUUUUUGAUCAUGUGGAAAAGAAAGCAUAUAUUAUUCACUGGGUGAGAUUAGAUCGGUAUUCUUCUGUUGAGGAGGCCUUCAGUGAUGGAAUGAACCGGUUGGAAACAUUAGUAUCUAGAGUACAUAACAUUGUCACCCCAAGGCUGACUGCGGGUUCAGUAAAAUUGGAAACACGUGUUUUUGGUCCUAAAGUAGAAAAUUCAACCAUGACGAGUGAGGAAUACAAGAAUGCUGUUUUGCAAGCUAAAGAGCACAUCCUUGCCGGUGAUAUAUUCCAGAUUGUAUUAAGUCAGCGCUUUGAACGGAGAACUUUUGCAGAUCCAUUUGAAGUGUAUAGAGCAUUACGGAUGGUCAACCCAAGUCCAUUCAUGACCUAUUUGCAGGCUAGAGGAUGUAUUCUGGUUGCUUCAAGUCCCGAAAUUCUCACACGUGUCAAGAAGAGUAAGGUCACUAAUAGGCCCCUUGCUGGUACCAUCAGAAGAGGUAAGACACAAAAAGAAGACCUAAUGUUGGAAAGGGAGCUUUUGAAUGAUGAAAAGCAAUUGGCUGAGCACAUCAUGUUAGUGGACUUGGGUAGAAAUGAUGUUGGCAAGGUAUCUAAACCUGGUUCUGUUACCGUUGAGAAGCUCAUGAACAUCGAGCGGUAUUCCCAUGUUAUGCACAUCAGUUCCACUGUUACUGGAGAGUUAAAAGAUGACUUAACAAGCUGGGAUGCUUUGCGUGCUGCGUUGCCUGUUGGGACAGUCAGUGGUGCUCCUAAGGUAAAAGCCAUGGAACUAAUUGAUAAGCUGGAGGUAACAAGACGUGGACCUUACAGUGGUGGGUUUGGGGCAAUUUCAUUUACUGGGGACAUGAACAUUGCCCUUGCUUUGAGAACCAUUGUUUUCCCAACUGGUGCCCGAUUCGAUACAAUGUUUUCAUACAAGGAUCUGAACAAGCGCCAAGAAUGGAUUGCUUAUCUCCAAGCUGGAGCUGGAAUUGUUGCUGACAGUGUUCCAGAUGAUGAGCAAAAAGAGUGCGAGAACAAAGCCGCUGCACUUGCUCGUGCAAUUGAUGUUGCAGAGACUUCAUUUGUUGAUAAAUGAACAAGAUUCAGUUGACUUGUAGAUCACAACAGCUCCAAAUUUUCACUCUAGGGUUGAGAAGAAACCUGUGUGUCGAUGAUGUCAGUUUCCGAAGGGUAGAAGUAGACGGUGAUAACUUGUCACCAUAAAAGUGCCAGAUGAAGGCACUAAUUGCAGAGAUGAGGCGGUAAUUUAGCUAGUGAGGCACGGGGGGUAAUUUUUAUGAAUAAUGUAGUUAGGAAUGGCAUUCUUGCUAAGGCUAUGUUGUUUAUGCCAAUGAAGUAUUGAAUUGAGCUUUAAUGUUUGUUUCCUGUAAAACAAGAAAAACAAAAAAUUGUUGUAUCUUAAUAUUUUAAAUAAUAUUAAAUAUCUUAUUCUGA